This is a messenger RNA of Pseudophryne corroboree (corroboree frog), 7395 nucleotides long. RefSeq names its product PNKD metallo-beta-lactamase domain containing (gene PNKD). Gene Ontology annotation, molecular function: hydroxyacylglutathione hydrolase activity. NCBI's taxonomy places the organism in Eukaryota, Metazoa, Chordata, Amphibia, Anura, Myobatrachidae. The coding region runs from base 44 to 1111 and encodes 355 amino acids. Gene Ontology annotation, cellular component: mitochondrion. The transcript is spliced from 9 exons. The record is from RefSeq and is a predicted model, not a curated record.
UUCUCCACGGGUAGGCGUGGCGUGUGUCACCUGGAGGAGUGUUAUGCCGGUGCUGCUGAUGCUCCUGGCCGCUGUGGCUGUGUGCUGCUCUUGUUGCGGUAUAGCUGUGAUCCUGCGACGGCUGUCUGGCUGCCCCUACCUCCCGCGUACACUCAUGGCUCGGACCGAGAAACCCUUCUUCAAGAUCGCGUACAGCCUGUACACUCGGACCAAACUUGGUUAUCUUUUCUACAAGAGACAGCUGAAGAAGGCACGAGAGCGCUUCCCUCACGGACACUCUUCCACCCAAGCCAUCGUCUUCAGUGGGGUGAAAGUGGUGCCUAUCCCGGUGUUGUCUGAUAACUACAGUUACCUGAUUAUUGACACUGCAUCCAGCCUGGCAGUGGCCGUGGACCCAUCUGAUCCUAUUGCAGUACAGAUGUACUUAGAUCGGGAAGGAGUGACUCUGGAAGCGAUCCUGUGUACCCAUAAGCACUGGGACCACAGUGGUGGCAAUAAAGCUUUGAAGAGACAGUACAAAUCAUGCCGUGUGUAUGGGAGCUCUUAUGAUUCCAUUCCAGCACUGACACAUCCUCUGUCUGACAGAGAUCAGUUGGCGAUUGGCCGAUUACAGUUUCAGGCCUACUUUACCCCAGGUCACACUACCGGCCACAUGAUUUAUGUCCUGGAUGGUAAAUCUGGAGAUGGACCAGACUGCCUAUUUUCCGGGGAUCUUCUCUUUCUUGCGGGUUGUGGGAGAAUGUUCGAGGGGUCUGCAGAAAUCAUGCUGGGGUCAUUAGACACAGUGGCUUCUCUGAAUGACAACACGUUGCUUUGGCCUGGCCAUGAAUACGCAGCAGACAACCUCACAUUUGCGGCUGUGGCGGAACCUGAGAACGUUGUUCGUGACAGGAAAUUCCAGUGGGUUAUUGAGCAGCGACUAGAAAGGAAAUGUACGUGCCCAUCCACCCUAGGUGAAGAGAAGGAGUAUAACCCGUUUCUGCGGACACACUGUAGAGACUUACAUCUGGCACUGGACCUCCAGCGAGGGGCUGAUGAGGAAUGGAAUCAUUUUAGGGCUCGGGUCCUGGAAGAAGUUCGGCGGAGGAAAGACCUCUUUAAAGGCAGAUAGUCGUGUCCUCCGCAAGAAAUAGUUUUAUGCUGACUGGAGAUCCUGAUCUGAAAGAUAUACACUGGGAAAAUAAGUCCAUCCACCCCAGGUUUUCAUUUGAUUCUUAAAAUCCCAUAUGGAUGAGAUACAUUCUCUCCAUCGUCCUGGUGUUAUGUUCAUGUGGUGUUUGAUUCUCCCUUCACUAGGAGAAUUUAUUUCUAAAUAAGCUUGAACGUGCUUGGAAGAUGAACUUGAUUCUACACGGAUCUUGGUCUUUCAGCGUUUGCUGCUGAAUUACUACUGCACUAUUUUUUUUUCAGAUGCACAACUUCCCGGGUAUAUCCUAUAGUAUAUCACAUCUUGUGGUGCAACAUAGUGUUUAAGAAUAACGAAAAACUAUUUUCAGCAUAUCAAUGAACUUAACCCUACAACUUCACAACCAUUUGAAGAGGGCAACCAGCCCUGAUCCAAAAGAAUUGUUUUCUGGAAGUGAACACUAGUGCUGGCCAGCUGCUAUGAAUGAAUAUUGUGCAAUGUUUGUCUACGUGUCUUUGGAAACCUUGUGGUUAGUAUGGUGGCCUCAGGGUGAUACUCCAACAAAGGACAAAGGAGCACUGUAUAUACAUUUUGAUGUACCCAUAUAGGUGUGUUACAUUUGUUAAACAUUAGUAUCUGUGAACCACUGACACAUCCCUACACUAAUAUUCCUUUUAUUACAAGCCUCCGCUUUUUAAACCGGGAAGAAUUAGUUUCCUUUGGAACCCUCUUGUGUUUUUUAGUUUGUUUUUAAAUCUAGUUUGACUGGUUUUCAGAUUUCCAGCAGGCAUUUGCACACUUCUCACAAUAUAGGUAUUGUAUAUAAUAGCGUAAACAUUUAAUCUGUCAAGUAUAUUCUUUUCUUUUUGUCCUUCCGCUGGUGAGUUUGGGUUGAAAGGGAGGAUUGUGGGGUCCUAUAAAUGUGAAUCCGAGCCAACUGACUGUAGAUGGUCGUCAUAACAUAUUUUGUGAGGCUGGUUGUGUCUGCAGCAAAGAAGUCUACGGAUUACCCAGUGGACUCUCCGAGAUGUGUGUGAACCAGUACAAGCAGGCCUGGGUUUUUGGAAAGGCGGCAUUCUAUUUCCUUACAUGACUUUUGGCAUAAAAAAAUAUCAGUCUUCACAUUAAGUUGCUGUCAAGAUGUUUAUGUAAUUGGUGAGCUAUAGAGGUUGGAGGUCAUGAAGCUAUGAAGUGAUAGGAAGAUAUGGGUAUGCAUCAGUGGAACUGUACCAAACUUAGUGCUUGAUCAGCAUGGUGCAGCUGGGCCACAUUGCUUUUGGAUUAGAUACAUGGGACUACACUGGCAGUGCAGUCCCUUUUAAUCUGCAGGACAACAACUUUUACUGUCUACCUGGAAUGUAAUUAUCUAUCUAUCGAUCGAUCGAUCUAUCAUUUCAUAUGCAUCUACCUAUUUGUCUUAUCUAUCGAAUCCAAUCUCGUAUUUCUCUAUAUCUAGGCCCAGAUUUAUUAAGCCUUGUAUAGUGAUAAAGUACCAACCACUCAGCUCCUAACUGCAGUGUUACAGGCUGUGUUUGAAAAAUGACGGUUAGGAACUGAUUGGUUGGUACUUUAUCACCUUGCAGUUUAUCACUCUCCAAGGCUUGAUAAAUAUGGGCCCUAGUAUCUAUCCAAUCCAAUCUCGUAUAUCUUCAUAUCUUUGUGUAUCCAAUCCAAUCUUGUAUCUAUCCAAUCUAUCCAUCACAUGAAAUGUUCACACACACGUCUAUAUCCCUUUAUGUAUAUUUUAGCAUGAGCACAAUUAAUAGAGGGGGGAGAUUUUACUGAAACCUUUAAAAAGGAAAGUAGACAUGCUGUCCACAGCAAUUAAUCCAGUACUAGCUUAUCAUUUAGUGCAGUCUAGAAAGGAUAGAAUUGGUUGCUAUGGAUGACACUUCCACGUUUCCUUUUUAGAAGUUUUAAUCUACACACGUUUACAUUUAGGUACACGAAAGUUAGACAUAACUGGACGGCCACCUCCAAAAAAAAUAAUUUUCUGCCCUGAUGGUGCAGUCAGAAUGCAUGUGACCAAACCCUGUUCGUUCUGUUUCAUAUUGCUUAUUGGACAUUAGUAAUUGGAGCUAAGGUUUAGUUGACUGGAAACUCUUCAUUUGUCAGUAUUGCUUUCCAGAAAGUUUUCUUACAUUGUUGCUUCCUAUGCUGCAUUUAAAAUGCAGCUGUCCCAAGAUAUAGUGGAGGUAGCCAUUUUGUGCAUUCAGCCAAAAUUCAUGAAAAUAUGGAAAUUUAGGGCCUUGUAAAUACUUGGCUUCACAAUUUUUAGAUAGAUAUGCUGCAUUUUCCAAAAUACUGGUUCCACAAAAUGGCCACCUGUAUUAUGCAUAAUAGACAAGUCCUUAUUAUAGGUACGUAUCUGUGUAGAAAUGAAGUUAUGGAUAUAUUCGGAUUAAUGUAUAUCAUUUCCAUUUGGAUCUGACAUUAAGUUUUUUCAUUUAUUGCCAGAUUCAAUGUGCUAGCUACAUAAGCACACUGCAGGCAGGCAUUUUGUGGAAUGAUUCAAUGGUGCAGCUGUAUUAAACGGUCGCUGAUCAUGCCGGUAUAGCUCUUCCUGCUUCACCUCUUUACCGAGAAGAAUCCGUACCGACGAGAUGUAUGAACAUCUCAUCUGCCGGUGUAGGGGAGUGAAAACAACCCCCCCCCCCCCCCCCCCCCCCUCCUCUGGCAAGCCCUGCCGGUCCCCACAGCGGAUCUACCUAGUGCUGAUGCGCUGUGUCUCACUGUGCGGCCAGCUCCACUGUGUGCGAGAUCUCCCGUAUAUACCAGAGCCAGCAGCUACCGCAGCCAAUGACACUACUGCCCCAGCUGUGGUGAUGAGGCAAUGUCAGCUGCUGCUAUCAAAAUCGAUAACUGCAGUUGUCAGAACAGUCAGUGCCUUUGACUGUUCAUACAUUGCCUAGCAUAUCGGCGUAGACAGCAGCUCCGAUGUCACUUGCCACACAUCUCUGCAUUCAUACAUGGGGCAGAAGCAGUAUCAGCGCACAUAACGUGUGCCGAUACCACUAAACCGCCAUAGCUGCAGCUAAUACAUCAACCCUCAAGAUGCAUUAAGAUGCAGUCUAUCAAGUCACUAGGAGCUAGUGAACUUGCUGAAACGGGAAGCAUUUUGAGACGUGUAGUGCCUCAGUGUUAACAGUAGAGAAUUAGAGAAUUGAUAGGCUGCAUGCUGAUGAAUAUAGUUUAAACCCACAAACUGGCUGCUCCUGCUGCAUAUAGGUGGUGGGUGCAUUAUAGAUUUAGUAUCUUUUUUUUUUUUUUUGAGAUGGUGCUGGUUUUCAUUUUUAACAUUUAGUAAUUACCGUGGAUCACAGAGCUUCCAAAAACAAAAUAAGCAUUUAAAAUAUUGUUUAUUUGGAUUGCUUACAUUGACUGGAAUAUGUAAGCACUCAAAUGUUUGUCCUUUUAAUGCUGAUUUUAAAUUCAAUUCACUCUCAUAAACUGAAACGUUCACACAGUCUAUUGUAAAUGGCAUUUCAUACAACCAUUAACCAGGUAUUUUCAGAUGAGCCGGCCAAUGGCAUUUUAAAACUUGUUCCCUAAUACAUUACUUUCCAUCAUGGUCACAUUUUUAACCACUAACAAUGUCUGCUACACAAACAUGUCACCAUACGGAUCAUUGAUCCCUGUGCCUGCAGCAUUUUUUCAGCCCUUUAAAGUUCAAAAUGCAAACAUUUAAAGUACACCAGUCAUAUACCUCCGUGCUUCACAAAUCCAGUCCUCGGGACACACUAGUGCAUGUUUUCCCGGUCUCCUCACAGAAUCACAAGUGAUAUAGAACCACCUGUGCAUCUUUUAAAAUGUGUAUACCUAUAACUAAUGCAUCUGUGCUCCGACAAGGAGAUGUGGAAAACGGGCCUGAUUCAGAUGUGGUGGUGGUUGCAGUUAUCUUGCAAUCUCUUGCUGUACGCAAUUGCAAGUAUGAUGAUAUGUGAUGCUAACCUGAGCAUAUGGAGGCCCACUGCUGCCUGCUCGUUUCCGUCCAACGGCACACAACUGCUGAACCAUCUGUACCAUUGUCGCAGAUCAGGUCAUCAUGCAGUCUGAGUGCCCCUGAAGAAGCGCAGGCUGAGCUGCUCUCCUGGGACACAGAGGGCUCUUCAGUAGCAUGUGAGAUCGCAACUGCUAAUUUAUGCAUGCCCAGAAAACACCAUCUGAACGCCCAUAACACACCUGUGUUUAUCCGACCACUCGUCAUUGCCACCCCCAACAGUCUACCUGUCACUCACAUGCGACUAAUUCCUCAUUGCAAGCACCAUCACAAUUAAAUUGCUGCUCGAGAUGCAUGCACAGUAAGAAAACAUUGACCAGCUUGCGCUCUUGAGCUGCUUUGGGGCCGCAUCUGAAUGAGGCACAACAUGCACUGUAAAGCUGGGUACAAUACACUAUACAAUUAUUAAAGAUAAGCUAAAUUUUGUAUGAUUGACCCAAUAAUAGUUGUGUUUAUGCAUGAGCGUUAGCCUUCUAAGCGCCAUCAAACGCUCCUGCAUUGGCCAAAUCAGGAGGUUGGGAUUUUAUGUCCUUUAAAAAAAAACAAAACAAAAAAAACUAUCCCCAACCUCCCUGACCCUUUGAAGGAAGCACACAAUGGGGGUAAUUCCAAGUUGAUCGCAGCAGGAAAUUUUUUUGCAGUUGGGCAAAACCAUGUGCACUGCAGGGGCGCAGAUAUAACAUUUGCAGAGAGAGUUAGAUUUGGGUGGGUUAUUUUGUUUCUGUGCAGGGUAAAUACUGGCUGCUUUAUUUUUACACUGCAAUUUAGAUUGCAGAUUGAACUCACCACACCCAAAUCUAUCUCUCUCUGCACAUGUUAUAUCUGCCUCCCCUGCAGUGCACAUGGUUUUGCCCAACUGCUAAAAAAUUUCCUGCUGCGAUCAUCUCUGAAUUACCCCCAAUAAGCUAAUGAUGCUGUGUGUACAGGAGGUACACUGAUCAGAUAAUUGCUGUGUUGGGUCAUAGCAUUUACCUGAUCUGUAGGGUGUGUAUCCCGAGGACUGGAUCUCAGAAGUACUAUAUGGUGCUGGCCAUAGUUUUGUGCUCCUGAAAAUGCAACAUGUCAUUGGGAGACACAAAGUGGUGGCUUCCACUAUGUUUAGGUGUAAGGAUUACAAGGAUCCUGCUAUGGUUUAAAUAUAUUAUAUUAAAAAUAAUACAGCAGACCAAUUACAUCUUAUUCAUUGGGAAGUGAUUGCAAUAGUUGGGAUAGAACAUCUAAUCGUAGCCUGCUGCUCAGGGCGCGGAGAAACACUAUCACAGCCAAACAAUGUGCCGGAUUCAGAGUUGUAUGAUAUUACACAGCCACAAGGAAGCGGCUAUGCAAUACCGUACAGCUCAUAUGUAAAUGCAGCAGGAGGUGAUUCGUGUAAAUAGACUCUUCCUGUAUGCGUCUCGGGAUACAUCAUUGGAUCACUCUGUGUGACCAUUGGUCAUGCGAGUAACCUUCAGUAACCUUAAAUCUGCAUCGCCAGACGCAGGCACUGACAUUGGCGCUCCCACAAAACUGAGGCGUGUUGCCUCCAUUUUGUGGAACAUAGCCAGUCGCCGCCUCUUUCUCAGCCCCAAACACUUGGAGCCUGUCAAUCAGGCUGGGUCUUAUAGGCCCUACACACUGGCCGAUUUUCUGAAAGAUAUGAACGAUCUCGUUCAUAAAUGAACGAGAACUCUUCAUAUCUUUCAGUGUGGAGACUCCAGCGAUGAACGAUGCGCGGCCCCGCGCUCGUUCAUCGCUGGUCUCCCGUCGGCUGUGCAUGCAGGCCAAUAUGGACGAUCUCGUCCAUAUUUGCCUGCACUUCAAUGCAGCCGCGUGUCGGGGGGAGUGAAGAAACUUUACUCCCCCCGUCACUGCCCCCCCGCCGCCGGGUCGCUCGUCGGCCACCUCGGCGGCGCAUCGUCAAAAGAGUAGGGCCCUUUAGGUUGCGCUGCAUAAGAGGAUGCAGGACAGGUCCUGCACAUGCACAGUGUCCCCACCAUCGGGUUUGUACCCUAAUCAUCGGGUCAGCAUAUAAGUCUGUAGUAGGCCCAAUGUCUUUUACCUUAAGUUUUAUUUUUUUUGCUCUUUAAAUUCAGAAAAUGGUACUGUACCAACAAGUGAUCAAAUAAAAUACUACUGAAAAGUGAUCUUUCUAUCAUUACAUCUAUAUCUGCACCUCAUGAGGUGACUUCUGUGAGCAAUCUGCUGUUGUCCUGGAACCUAAUAAACAGUUUCUGAUGUGAGGUGCCAAUAUGAAUGUGUAUCAAUAAAUAGAAAAUGAUUUACUUCAAAA